CAGGCUGCGAGCUAACAGGCUAAAAUUAGCACUCAGGCUACAGUUUAUUUUUACUUUCUUCUUGCUUCUCAAAAAUGCAACACAGAUGUAACACCAUGCAGCAACACAAACACUGGAGGAAGAAGAAGAAAGAUGCACGUUUUUUUAGCUGGAAAUAAAGACUGUAUUCUGAGUUUUUAUCAGCUAAAGAUGAUCAAUAUCGAGGGCUGAUGUGGAGGCGGAUGUGGGUGGAGAAGAGAUUUCGGGAUGCGAUGUUACUUUAAGUCGGUGGUGUGGACAGUGGUGGGCGUGGCUGUCCUCACCAGCAUUUACAUCUACUGCAGGAGAGUGCAAUUGACAGAGUCCAUGGAGUUGCGGAGAACUCAGUACCAGUACAGCUCUGUGUCCCGAAACUCCAGUAAUGAGUCCUGCUCUCAGGACGUCGUCAAAAACCCAGUGUGUCUCAGCGCCUCGGUCCGCCUGCUCGCAGGAAUCAUCCCAAAGACCCAGGGGUAUCUAACAGUGGGACUAUCGUCUGUAAAGAGAAAGAAAGAGAACUAUCUUAUGACCACUCUACGUUCCAUCUUCACCCAGUCCUCGGAGGACGAGUUGUCCCAGAUGGUGGUCGUUGUCCUCCUGGCAGACUUUGAUGUCAGCUGGGUCCAGGAGACAGUGACCAGCAUCGAAGAGCAGUUCUCCACCAGGCUGAGCCAAGGACAGCUACUAGUCAUCCACGCUGACCAGGACCUGUACCCUCCUCUUACCGGGCUGAAGAGGAACUUCAACGAUGCUCCAGACCGAGUGACCUUCCGGUCCAAGCAGAACGUGGACUACGCCUUCUUGGUUGAUUUUAGCGCUGGUCUUUCCCAGUACUACCUCAUGCUGGAGGAUGACGUGACCUGCUCCAAGGGUUUCCUGACCUCCAUCCGUGGUCACGUCCAGUCACAAGGGUCUUCGCAGUGGGUAACCCUCGAGUUCUCCAAGUUGGGAUACAUCGGCAAACUCUACAACUCCAAAGACCUCUCACGACUUGCACAGUUCCUCUACCUCUUCUACCAGGAGAUGCCUUGCGACUUCCUUUUGUCGCACUUCCGCACUUUACUCAUGCAGGACAAGGUCAUCCGGUUCCGGCCGUCACUCUUCCAGCACAUGGGCUUGUACUCGUCCUUCCGGGGUACACACAACAAGCUCAAGGAUGAGGACUUCCAACACGAUCCCGCUGACAACCCGCCAGCAGACGUUUACACAGACAUUGAAGUUUUUGAGAAACAUGCCCCAGAUAACGCCUACAGCCAAGGGACCAGUUUCUUCUGGGGCAAGUCACCCAUCUACGCCGGGAACUACUUCCUCAUAGCCUUUCACCGGCCGGUCGUCCCAUCCCGUAUCCUAAUCCAGACUGGGCUCGAUGGGAAGGACUUGCUGAAGUCUGCAGACGUUGUGGUUGGAGAGAUAGUGCUAAAGACAGGAAGUGGAGUGGAGUGCACAAAAAAUCAUAGCAUGGGUUCUCUGAAAGAAGGACAGUUUGAACAACUUAAUGUCCAAGAGACGCUGAAACAACCAGUGUUAUGUCUAAAGAUCACAGUCACAGACAAACAGGAGGACUGGGUCAUCGUGAGGAACAUCCAGGUCUGGAUUGAUAAGGAGAAAAAGAAAGACUGAAAGAAGUCAGACUGACUGGGUUUGAAGAAGGCGUAUGUGGUGAAUAAUGGUGCAGAUGAUAAAAAUCUUUCCCAGGAUUUUAUUACUUUAAAGAAAUGUGAGACAUUUUUAUAGGUGUGUUGUUUGCAGGUUGGAGAUUCCAGGCAGUGCAAGCAAUAAACAACUAUUUAUACAGA
Astyanax mexicanus (Mexican tetra) is the source of this 1814-nucleotide messenger RNA. Its product is annotated as alpha-1,3-mannosyl-glycoprotein 4-beta-N-acetylglucosaminyltransferase C. Gene Ontology annotation, biological process: protein N-linked glycosylation. The record is from RefSeq and is a predicted model, not a curated record. Bases 247 to 1638 code for a protein of 463 amino acids. Gene Ontology annotation, molecular function: acetylglucosaminyltransferase activity. The transcript has 4 exons. Lineage: Eukaryota; Metazoa; Chordata; Actinopteri; Characiformes; Acestrorhamphidae.